Messenger RNA from Procambarus clarkii (red swamp crayfish), 4209 nucleotides. Lineage: Eukaryota; Metazoa; Arthropoda; Malacostraca; Decapoda; Cambaridae. The record is from RefSeq and is a predicted model, not a curated record.
UGUGGUGGCUGCAACAUGAAGUUCUCUCACCCGCUCUACUACCGGAUGCACUGUUCUGUCUUCCACGACCCUAACUACUCUCUCACCAUCCGCAAGUACCACUGCAAGGUGUGCGGGCUGGCGGUGCUGGGCAAGGAGAACAUCAUGCGCCACGCCGCGGAGCAGCACGAGGGCCGCGGGGCGUACCAGUGCCAGUACUGCAAGAAGUUCUUCCUCCGCCUCAACUACCUGGACAUGCACCGCACCUACGGCUGCGCCGCCAACCCCCAGCGCACGCGGCCUCUCUGCGACUUUUGCGGCCGAAAGUUCUGUCAGCCUCAGAAACUGAAGGUGCACAUCAAGCGAAUGCACAGUGACAUGGCGGAGGUGCUGCGAGAGUUCCAGUGUAAGCUGUGCUUCAAGGUGCUGGGGUCCCGGGCAGCGCUACAGAGACAUCUCAAGGAAGUCCACCAUAAGGACCUGAGCACUGGAGCCACGUGUGACCGCUGCGGCAAGAUGUUCCAGAACAAGAGUAACCUCAAGAUACACAUGCUCACCCAUUCCGGCGUCAAGCCUUUCAAAUGUAUUGAGGCGAGUUGCAACGCGGCCUUCACGACCAAACAGUGUCUUCAGUUCCACUACAAGAAGGUGCACGGCUACACCUGCGAGAGCAUGCCCACAAUAGAGCGUUGCAUCCCUUAUACCUUCGACUCGUACUCCGGAGGGAUGGUGAACGACCCGGGGCGGGGCAAGGUUCUCAACCAUAACUCUGAGAACAUGAACACGUCAGCUGACACUCCUGCUGAACACCCUACUACAGACGACUCCUCACACAGUGCCGACCCUCCCCUCUCCCUUACUGCAAACGAAGGUCCUCCAUCUUCGAGAGCUGACCUCCUGCUUGCGGCUGCAGCCAAGCUGCCACCUGCGGCCACCCUACAUGGCUACGUCACCAAGUACACAACGACGGCAACUCGCCUCGUUAGUAAAGGCUCUCGGAAGUGGCUUGGUGAUCCUUUAGAUAUGCAAGACAGAGAUUACGAUGCUGACGAUGCUCGCGAUGUUUAUGACUUCGAUGACCGGUUAGAAGAAGAGCUCAUGCAGAGAAGAAAGAAGGAAGAGGACAUAACUGGGGAAGAAAAAUUAUACCGACGAGAGUCGAACGCGUCGCUGCUGGUGGAGGCUGCUCUCAACGUGGCGGAGCAGACCAUGAAGAUGGACGGACGGGGGGUGGGCAGCCACGACCGUCUGCUGGGGUACAGUGGCCGCUACUCCCCCUUGCCACCCACCUCCGUUGUGACCUCCAUGGAGCAGAUAUUACCGCAUGAUGCGGCACUCGCAACGCACAUAAAGUAUACUAGCGCCGCCGACGACGAGCGAGCACACCUGGAGUACACUUUAGAACGAGAGUACGACCCCCGUGACCUACCGGAGGUCAUGGUGGUACACGAGACGAUAGGCAGUCGGGAACUGAAUGAGCAGUUAAGCCACGACUUGCAUGACAAUCUGCACGCUGCACUGGACCACCUGCCCCCCGCCCCUGACGACCUGCACCACUCUCACCACCAGACCCAUCACUCGGACCACGCUCAUAAUCUCACUCUAGUUAAGUCAGACGACCUCCCACCGCCAACCCCUGCCACGCCGGUGGACCCUGGCACGCCCAUGGCCCCGCCCACACCGCUCAGUUCGAGUGGUGGACUGGAGCCCACGCUGCAGGUCCUGGACCAGUUGCCGGUGUCUCAGGGGCUGCCUGUGUCGUUAUCAUCCUCAUUAUCUGUGGGUCUGGAUAUGAGUUACAAGCACUACCGCCAUGCUGAGUUGACGCCUGUCAGUCAAGACCACUGCCUUCCCAGUCACCUUGACGACUCUGAGGCAUCAAUGGGGCUGGACCCCAUGGGUGACGGGGGUCACCUGUCGCCUCGCAACGACCACCUUGCUGACCAGCUGCCGCUGCCUGAGUUGCAUCCCCACGACUUCCGCGGGCUUCCUGCGCUGCGAUCCCCGGAGCCUCCGCGGUCACCCUACCUUUCGCCAAGCCCAACGCCAGAUGCUCUCCGUUCAUAUCUAGUGACUGAUGGCAUGCGCUCGCCCGUGCCCCUUGACCAGUGUGUUGAUAUGACGCGAGCAAACCUUUUCCUGCGACCUUCUGACCUCGCUAGUCUCCAGCAGCGAUAUCAUGGAGAAGUGAGCCACCAGUCUGGUCGUGCUCAGCUCUAUGAGCUAGAACGAGUGCCCUCGCACUCUGUAGAUUUGAGUCUUACAGGUCGCACACUCACCUACACGAGUGAGGCACUCAGACAAGGGUCUGUCUGUACAACUGUGUACGUGUCAGACUCCCACCCUGACGACCGUCACUCCCUUGAUCUUACUCUUCCAAGACAUGAUCCUGAUUUACAUAGAGUCUCUUCUCCCAGUCACAACCACCCCGCGCUCCGCGGGUCCUCCCCACACUCACAACUCUCCCCACACAACCAACUCUCGCCUUGUAAUCAGUUAUCACCCCACAACCAGCUCUCCCCUCACACUCAGCUCCCGCCAUAUUCCCAAUUGUCUCCGCACGGCCAAAUGUCACCCCUUGUGAAUUUAGGUAUGGUGGAGCGAGGGGGGAUAGGCAGCCCCCCGCUCUCCCCUUCAGCCAACCCCCCACUACCUCCCAUUAGCCGCAUUGUGGCUCCUGCGCCUCACUCACCAUUGUUCACCUCGCGACAAAUGUCUCCAAUACCAAGACCAGAGUUAUCCCCAUCUUUCACAACCCAUACUCACGGGGAAGUAUUUGUCACAGGGGGUGCUGUGCCCUUACAGCCGGGCACCCCAGGACCUCCCCUCACCCCCAACUCUCAGCUUAGUAAAGAUAGAUCGUCACCCUAUUCUCAAUACCCGUCAUCCCCGUACCCGCGGCACCACGGCCACUCCUCCCCGCCCCCAACAUACCAUUAUCAGUACUACUGACCACGGCUCACUCCUUCCCCCUCACAUUCUCCAGAGAGCUGGCCAAACUCUCUGGCCUCCCCCGAUACCCUUGAUAGUGCUGACCCUUCCCUGUCUGCCCAGUGUUCCUAGUAGUGUUCCAACGACGAUGGGUCUCCUGAACCCACCGGGUGUGGCCGUGAUCAGUACCAGGAUUGUUCUUCGUGUGUGUUACAACGACUGGGGUAUACCUCAAUCAAGGCCAUACAUUCUAGUGGCGAUUUUUACUCAAUUAUUUUUAGGUACUGUCGUUCAGUGUGGGCAUUUCCAGUUUAAAUACCCGGUUUCAUAAUUUAUAAGCUCAAUUCAACUAAUACUGAUUACUCAAAGGUUUUUAACGACCGUGAUAUAAAUUUAACUCCUGAUAAAGAGUUGUGCUUUUUUAUAUCCUAUGGGUAAAUACUCUCUUGUAUUUGUGGUUCAUCUUCCUCCCCUCCUCUCAGUGAGCCACAAUAGUCUUCCCUCUUGUGUUCUUCCCUCCUCUAACGAGUGAGGACUGUCCUGUGUGUGGCGGUAUUCCUUCAAUGUGUGAGGGCUGCCCAGUGUGAGAUGGUUUUUACGGCUUCUGAAUGAACCAGUGUGUUGUGUCUGUAGGAGGACCUGCAAUUUCCUCUAGUAUUGUGUCUAGGGUCACUCUUUUUUUUCUCCCUCGUUUCUCAGAUACCUUCUCGUCUCGGUUGUGACCCUCAACUUUAAUCGUGUAUACAUGAUUGCCUCUUCCAACUCAGGGAGUGCUGUUUUAUGGAGUUCUUUCUAGUGAUCUGAGAGGCAUGACCCAUAAGGGCCUGGAUGACCACAAAGCAGUGGAUAAAUGAAUUGCUGACACACUCCUCCUAUGCACUCAACCAUAACAUAUGCAAAUGCAAUAUAUAUGCAAUGUGUAACGAAGCCUGGCAAUUGCAUAGGCCAUGUUUGUGCCCCAAGGCAAAGUCAGGCGUCGAGCGGAGUCACUCAAGAGGCGGGCAGGGUGAUGCCCAGGGGUCGUGUGUGGGGUAUGCCUCCCCGAAGCCACGGUGGCCCUCGUGGCUAGUGUGCAGACUCACCCACCCUCCUAAAAUGGCACCCACUGCAUCAUUCUUAUUUUUUCAAUUUCGUGCCAAGACGUGGCGCGCGGAGGCCUAGCCUUGUGUGCAGCCUAGCCUUGUGUGCAGCCUAGCCUUGAGUGCGGCCUAGCCUUGUGUGCGGUGGUCAUGUUUCACAGGACCCUGGGACCCGUUGCUUGAACCAAAGGUUGUAGAGAAGGAAAUGAUUAUAUAUAUA